Musca vetustissima is the source of this 302-nucleotide messenger RNA. RefSeq names its product large ribosomal subunit protein eL21-like. Gene Ontology annotation, molecular function: structural constituent of ribosome. Lineage: Eukaryota; Metazoa; Arthropoda; Insecta; Diptera; Muscidae. Bases 48 to 302 code for a protein of 84 amino acids. Gene Ontology annotation, biological process: translation. The transcript is spliced from 3 exons. Gene Ontology annotation, cellular component: ribosome; cytosolic large ribosomal subunit. The record is from RefSeq and is a predicted model, not a curated record.
ACCGCGUGGACGGUAUUUCCUAUGAGAUAACUACCCACAACAACAACAUGACUAACUCCAAGGGUUAUCGUCGCGGCACCAGAGAUAUGUUCUCCCGCCCCUUCCGCAAGCAUGGUGUCAUCCCAUUGUCCACCUAUAUGCGUGUCUUCAAAAUCGUUGACAUCACGGGUCAUGGUGCUGUUCAAAAGGGUAUGCCCUACAAGGCCUACCACGGCAAGACUAGCAAGACUGUCGGUGUUAUUGUAAACAAGCGUGUCCGCGGAAAGAUCCUUGCACAACGUAUCAAAUUGAGACUAGAAUGA